Messenger RNA from Vitis riparia (riverbank grape), 1352 nucleotides. Its product is annotated as transcription factor bHLH83-like. The transcript is spliced from 6 exons. Gene Ontology annotation, biological process: regulation of transcription by RNA polymerase II. Bases 162 to 1331 code for a protein of 389 amino acids. Gene Ontology annotation, molecular function: DNA-binding transcription factor activity, RNA polymerase II-specific; protein dimerization activity; RNA polymerase II cis-regulatory region sequence-specific DNA binding. Gene Ontology annotation, cellular component: nucleus. The record is from RefSeq and is a predicted model, not a curated record. NCBI's taxonomy places the organism in Eukaryota, Viridiplantae, Streptophyta, Magnoliopsida, Vitales, Vitaceae.
UGAUUAUCUUGCAACUGCAGUGCAGCAUAGAUAUUUGGACAUAUACCUUUACAGUUGGUACUGGCUCUGAUAAAAAAAGAAGAAGAAAGAAAAGCAAUUCUGUGGAGCUUUUGCUUUUGCAAGAUUCAGCUCAGGGAUUUCACAUUGCACAGCGUUUUAUAAUGGAUGAGUAUCUGGAUCACUUGUUUUCAUCCACAUCAUGGUCAGAUGUGAAUGUGAAGGAGGGAUCAUCUUGGAUUUGUGGUGAGCCUACCCAAACAAAUGGGAUGCUUUCAGAUUCAAUUGGAAUAUAUGAAGGUGACAAAAAAAACUCACCUGUUGGCAUGACUAAUUCAAACCUUAUGAUCGAGGGCUUGGUUACUCAAGAUACUUCAUCUAUUGUUCUUGGUGGAGAGUCUGAUCAUGGUCUUGGCAAGGGCUUACUUUUGGAAGAAGCUCCACGGCAGCAAGACCUUCAAAACACUGAAGGCACUUCCUCCUUCAAUGGAGCAGUGAAUGGCAGCUCACAAGUUGGAUAUGUGGGCCUGCAACUAAAUACUCCUACUUCAACCCCAUGCUCACUGGAUCUUGGCUCUCCCAAGCAGCUUUCGCUGAUUGGUGGCAUGUCUAGUUCAUCUCGUCCUUUCACUGAGCUGGAUCAUGUUGGGUGCAAUGGUAAUGAACCAUCUGAUUUUCAGAGAUCAGUUGGAAAUUUUCAAGCAUUGCCUCCAAUUCCACAGUUGUGGUCUCAACCAUCUUACGGGGGUGGUUCCUCCUUGUCUCCUGUUAUGGGAGAAUACAAGAUGCAGGGCUUUGGUCUGCAAGGAGAAUAUGUGGAUAAUGAAAUGGAUAUCAUGAGGAACAGAUACGUUGGGGAUGAAAUUCUGCAACUUGAUAACAUUUCUUCAGCAAUCCCCAUAAAGGGGAAAGAAGAGCAGCACACUCAUCCUUUCUCUCCUCCUGCGGUUGGGCCCCACAUGACAAUGACAGCAUCUGGAUUACAGUCUUUGCCACAGACUACGGUAGGUACUGCUUCUGGUGGCUGUAAUGGAACUGGAAAGCCGCGUGUAAGGGCUCGUCGAGGCCAGACCACUGAUCCUCACUGUAUUGCUGAAAGGCUUCGGAGAGAGAAAAUUGCUGAAAGGAUGAAGAACCUGCAAGAACUUGUUCCCAAUUCCAAUAAGACGGACAAAGCAUCUAUGCUCGACGAAAUCAUUGAGUACGUCAAAUUUCUUCAGCUCCAGGUCAAGGUACUAAGCAUGAGUAAGCUGGGGGCAGCAGAGGCAGUUGUUCCUCUCAUCACAGAUGGCCAAGCUGAGGUGCUAUACCCUUCUCUUUCUGUGAGCACAUAAAAACUUUUUCCUUCUUUUAGU